Molecule: messenger RNA, 1677 nt
Organism: Uncinocarpus reesii 1704
Lineage: Eukaryota; Fungi; Ascomycota; Eurotiomycetes; Onygenales; Onygenaceae
Exons: 2
Coding region: 1-1677 (558 amino acids)
Biological process (GO): intracellular calcium ion homeostasis
Cellular component (GO): perinuclear region of cytoplasm
Source: RefSeq, a predicted model, not a curated record
AUGACAUCCCAUCAGCUUGCGAUUGCUAAAGCUUCCUUCUCUGCCGGGCUUCUUCGGCCAGACCCUACCUCUGUUCCUCGCGACAGAAUCAUCGAGUUUCACGAUGCGCUUGACACGAUGUUGGCGCACUGCUCACCCGCAAACAUCCAGACAUCUUCGAAGCGGAAAAGGUUGCACAUCCUUUAUCUUCUUAACGACCUUCUCCAUCAUACCAAAUACCACUCCGAGACUGCGCUCUCGUUUGUGACGCUCACGGGUUCCCUCCAACCAUGCUUAGUCGAGCUCUUUGCUCUCGCAGCACAAUUUGACCGUGAAAAAAACCCGAAGCACUUCCGGCGCCUAACAGAAUUGUUGGAUAUCUGGGAAGAAAAUGGCUAUUACAGCAGCGGGUAUGUCGAUAAACUGCGGGAAACGGUGGCGAACCCCGGUCUUCGAGACGCGUUGAGCUCCCAGUCGGCGGGAAAUGGCACAGAUGCUGAACCUGGGAAACCCCUGCUGCCAAAAGACGUCCCAUACAUUAUCCCAGCUACUCAUGGCGACCCGACAGCACCGUAUCAUGAAUUACCUACGGGAAACCUUCUACCGCAUAUUAUUCCCAACUCAUCCGUUCCCAUCAAGCCUCAAUCAGUGAAAGCCCUUCAGCUUGAUGCCGGGCCUGCUGAAGAGUCCCUCAUCAGGGCUGUAAAGUCCUUGCUCGACGACGUGGAUCAAAUAUACGGUACACGCGGCGCCGAUCCAGACACUGUGACUGAGAUAGAUAUUGAUGAACUGGGACAAAUCAUCACACGUGACGCGACAACGGGAGAAUUCAUUGAUGCGGAUGCGUAUUACGGCUGGUCCCGUUCGUUUUGCCAGAAAAUGCAACAAAGGAAAAGCGGGAAAUCUCGCAGCAGAAGUUCCAGCCAAAGCCACAGUGAUGCUACGGACCGAAGCAGAAGCCGAAGCCGAAGCUACACUCCUAUCAAAAGGCGAAGAUAUAGCGAUAGCAGAAGUAUCGAAAACGAGAGACGGUCGAGAUCGCCAGAAUCAUCGGAUUCUCCGAGAUAUCGAAGGCGCAACCUCUAUUCGCGAUCGCCGUCUCAUUCUCGAUCACCUCCACGGCGAAGACGGCUAUCGCACUCGAGAUCAGGAUCUUAUUCUCCUCCGGCAGGCCCUCGACGACCAUUUUCACCUCCACGGAUUCAACAGAAAUCUGCAUUUUCAGGUGCCUCGCAGCCGCCACCACCACCUCCUCCUCCACCUGCUCCUUUACAACCCCCGUUCAAUAUUCCCCAACAAUUCAACCCACAGCGGCAACCAAGCGGAUCUCCUUCCGCCGGAAUGUUCGUUCCGCCUCCAAGGCCUCCGGGUUACCACGGGCCAUGGCCACCACCACCCCCGCCUCCACCUCCCGCUUUGCACAAUCAGCAUGGCUUUUCCGGCGGUACCUCAUUCCCACAAGCUAUGAACAUGAGCUCAAACGUACCUGGAUUUAGCCAGCCUUUUAUGCCCCCAAUGCCCGGCGCGCCAUUUGUUCCACCUCCACCACCCCCGGGACAAUCACAACAAGGCCAUGGGCUCAAUCCAGCCCAAGGGCAACAUGGUGCAUUUCAGUUCCCGCCCACACAUCCUGGGCAAUCGAGUGGUCAGGGCUAUCAUGGAGGGAGCGGCGGAUGGUCUCGAGGAGCGUGGUCGUAA